AUGGGGGGACACCCCGCCGCCCCCGUGGCGACGGCCCACGUCAGCCUGCCCCGCUCCUGGCCCUCGGCGCAUUCCGUCACCAACAUCCUGGGAAUCCGCACCUUCGUGGAGCAGACGGGGGCUCUGGCUGGGACAGAGGGGUCUGCCUACCCCCCAAAAAUGGAAGACUGGACCAGCGUGAACAGGACGGCCUUCCCCCCGGCCCAGGCGGUCAACGGCAUCGACAAAGCUGCUGUGGAAGGAGACAUCAAAUACCCGCAGCCCGCCCCGGGACUCUCCUCGGUGGGCACCUUCCUCCCGGCCUGCGCCUACCCCCCCUCCAACCAACACGGCGUCUACGGCAGCUCGGCCGGCGGCUACAUCCCCCCGGGCCACCCCUGGCAGCCCCAGGGAAGCCCCUUGGCCCACCCUGGACCCGGUGUGGCAAUGCACGGAGGCGACCUGGCCACGGUGAUGGCCUUCAAACAUCCCGGGAGAGAAGCCGUGGACAGAAAACCAACCAGUCCUGCGGGGAAAUCUCCGGACCCUCUCAACACUCUCCACGGACUCUCGAUCCCAGCCUCCUCUUCCUAG
Messenger RNA from Chaetura pelagica (chimney swift), 573 nucleotides. RefSeq names its product paired box 1 (gene PAX1). The record is from RefSeq and is a predicted model, not a curated record. Bases 1 to 573 code for a protein of 190 amino acids. NCBI's taxonomy places the organism in Eukaryota, Metazoa, Chordata, Aves, Apodiformes, Apodidae. The transcript has 4 exons.